AUGAAAUUAUUUGUCAAAGAUCUCACAGACUUCUACAACCUAGGCUCAGAAGAGACACGAGUCUCCGUAAUGUCGUAUUCAAGUUCUGCAAACAUCCACAUUGCGUUCUCGGCAAAUUUUGCGAAUAAAAACCAGUUUGAUUCGGCCGUCGAUGGCAUCUCGUUUACUGGUGGAGGAACUGCAACAGCAUUGGCUUUAAAUAUGACUUACAAUUAUAUGUUUACGUCACGUUAUGGAGCGAGAGGCCCAGGUAAGCAUCUAUAGCCUGCGUCGUUGACGGGCCACUAUAUCAGUUUGUUCUUAUUAUUUAUAUAUUUACAUCCGAUACCGUUCCUUAAAAUGUGUUCCAAUUUUUUAGAGUUCAAGAAAGUUCUGGUGAUAAUAACGGACGGACAAAGUUCAGGACCGGUUGAUUAUCCAGCCCAACAACUGAAGAACUCUGGUGUUGUGAUAUUCUGUGUGGGGAUUGGACAUGUAUCAGUGCGAGAAUUGAGAGCUAUGUCCUCAGAUCCAGUUGAUGAGCAUGUUAUUAUAUUGGCCAACUUUAUUCAACUAGAAAAGCUUGCUGGGAACAUGUCUGCGAAGACUUGCAAUG
Molecule: messenger RNA, 595 nt
Organism: Paramuricea clavata
Lineage: Eukaryota; Metazoa; Cnidaria; Anthozoa; Malacalcyonacea; Plexauridae
Source: the annotation of a GenBank genome assembly